AUGCUGAGAGUGAAAGAGAUCGUCAGGCAUCCGAAACUGAGAAAAUUCUGGGCGAGAUGGCGGAUUCUUAUGUGGAAAGCCGUGCUUAUGCGGCUGCAUAGCCCGAUAACUACCGCGCUGGAGAUAAUUAUAGCUAUUGUCUUUUCGUUGCAGAUACGUUUGAUGUUUGACCCGCACGCUAUUCACACACAGGAUUUAGAUCGAUACAGUCGAAAUGAUAUCCUGGCAAAAUUGCCAAAUAAUGUGCAAUGUUGGUAUGCACCAAAAAAUGCAUUUGUAGACGAGUUAAUGCUGAAAGCUGCGAAAAUGCUUCGUACAAAUAUUCAACCAGCCGACAGUGAAAUUAAUCUCGUGCAUUCACGUUACGCGAAAAAUGACACUUCCAAAAUGCUAUGGGCGAUAUUCGAAAUUGAUAAGCUCGCAUUUGAAAAACCGAAAGUCUUAGAUUACAAAAUACGUUCGUCUGAAAUAGGCGAGAAUCGAAUGAUCAUGAUGCAUGAGGAAGAACCUGCUCAUAAAGCUACUAAAGCAUUACUCACAUCGGUUUUGUUUUGGCUCAUUUCGGCACACUUGACUGUCGUUCUGGAUCAAUUUUUGGUAAGAGAAUCUGUCCUGUGGAAGAUCAGUUCGCUGAUUCUGCCGCAUAAUGGUUUGCUGUAUGGAAUAAUCGCUUUCACGACCCGCAUGGAUUUCGCUAUAAAUGAUGUAACAAUCGACUUUUAUCAUCAAGAAUUCAGCGUCAUUUUGGGUCACAAUGGAUCCGGCAAAAGCUGCUUGUUAAAAAUGAUUAUCGGAAUGUACAAACCGACCCACGGCCACGUUUACUUGGAGAACGGAAAUUCAAUGUAUCCGAUUGGUUAUUGUCCGCAGGAAAACAUAUUGGUGUAUUACUUGACGACGAUACAGCAUCUCUGUAUAUUUGGCAUGAUGAGAGGAAUGACUUAUAAAGAUGCUUAUAGAGAAUCACUAAAGCUAUUAGAGCAGCUCGAUUUAGAGUAUGUAAAGGAUGCAAAAGCAAAAUCUUGCUCUUUUGCUAUGCAAAGAAGGAUUUGCUUAGCAAUGGCACUUAUCGGCAAUUCUAAGAUUCUCAUCCUCGACGAGCCUACAUAUGGUAUCGACCCUGAGCACAAAAGACAGAUAUGGGAUUUACUUUUGGAUAUAAAAAGACACAAGACAAUAAUAAUGGCAACGAAUUCCAUGGAAGCUGCGGAUUUUCUUGCCGAUAGGAUCGCUAUUAUUGCAAAUAGAAGGAUCGAAUGUUACGGUUCGAAAAUGUAUCUGAAUCGCCGAUAUGGGAUCGGCUACGUACUAAGUUUAUUAGUACAAGAGGAUUGCAAUGUUGGACGAAUUCAUACGGAGAUACAAGAAUUUUCGGCAGAUCCAAUUACUCUGCGCAGCACGAUGGGUUUAGUAAUAAGAUUCGACGUGCCGAGAAAUAGUCGUUUCACUAAAUUGCUCCAACAUUUAGAAUCCAAUAAGGAAGAGUUGAAAAUCGUGUCGGUCGCACUGAGCGCUGCUAGCAUCGAGGGUCAAUUUCUCAGAAUAGGUUUGGAAAGCCAAUUUAAAGAACGUAGUGUGAAAUUACCCAGCAACAAGUACGAGCUUAUUGUGCAACAAAGGCGACGGCACUUGUUACAGACAGCUGAAUCAUGGAAACGAUUGACCGAUCAUGCUUUAUGGCGGCAGCAAGUUGUUGCGAUGUUCUGCAAGAAAUUAUUGCACAUUGCUUCGGCCCGGAAGAUAUACGUGUUUUCGAUAACCUUGGCGAUUGUUACUCUUACUCUGACCACUAUGAUCGCCGAAUUAAGCAGUUUCACACUCUUCGAAACAACCGAGAAAGUAAUGAAUCUGACGAGUUAUAUGGAUAACAAUUUUCACGUGCUAUAUUAUUCGGCUGAUGAAAAGUCUAUGAAGGACUUUCUUGUCACGUUGUACAUUACUGGUCAGGCGUACAGUGAGAGGCAUAAUUAUCAUAUUUCGAAAAAUAUCCCAGCCACGGAUCUUAUGGUCCAUCCUGAUCUGCACUCGAUAGAGUUUAGGGAUCGUUACGUGAUGUCCAUCGACAUGUACGCAGAUGGACGUGUACAACUCAUGUAUUCGUCCACUGCAGUGCACAGUGGACCAAUUGCGUUAAAUUUACUACAUAAUGCGUUACUGCGUUACCAUUGCGGUUCGGACGAUUGUUGGAUCAAAUUGACUAGUCGACCGUUAAUUUAUCCGGGACAGUGGCAACAUUUGUUGGUCCAUCCACGUAGUGUACGAAACUGGGAAAACGCCGCUAUAAUAAUAACCAUGUUCCUUCUUCUACCCUCCAUCGACAUGGGAAUACGAGAACGAAAUACACGCUCAAAGAUGCUGCAGACCAAUGCAAUCGGUGUAUCUACGCGGAUCUACUGGAUCCCCAUGUAUAUUAUUGAUUUCCUUCUAUAUGCGUUCUCCAUAAUGCUCUUCGGAAUCGCUAUCUUAAGUGUCUAUCGCCGCACGUUGCACUUCUCAGCUUUGGAAAUCGGCCAAGUGUUGCUGAUAUUCUUAUGUUACGGAGGAUGCGCCAUUCCGUUAGGUUAUUGCAUACAACUUUUCACAAAGAAACCGGAAAAUGCGUAUCUAAUUGUGAUACUGAUUAACAUUGUAGCCAUGUUAUUGGUGAACGGCUCUAUUAUAUUUCCGUUGGUAUUUCGCGUACUCAGCAAUACCGGGAGAUACGUGUUCGAAGCUCUUGUACAUAUACUUCCACCAUACAUUCUAGCCUGUGCUUUAAGCAAUUACAUCGUUUUGAAUUUAUAUAACAGACAAUGUAGCUACUUCAAUACCUGCGAUACAGAAUUUUAUAUUGAAGAUCCUUGUUGCCAAAAUUGUGAAGACAAAGGUUGUUACAAGCAAUUGAAUAUAAUGCUGAUUAAACAAUCCGGCUCUGAGUAUUGUCACUCGAUUAUAGACGACAUACUUUUAAUGGUAUCCCAAAUGUUCGCUCUUUUUAUACUGCUGGAAGUUUUCGAAGAAAAAAAUCGUAGAAAGUGGUACAGUUUUUUUGUGCCUCCUAUGAGAGACGACGAUACUGUAGAAUCGGAAGUCAUGGAAGAGAAGAAGCGAGUCGACGAAUACAUGAAACAUUAUGAUGAAACAAGAUCGCUUCCAUCGCGAGUUGCUCUAGUUGUCCAAAAUUUGACAAAAGAAUACUUCGGAGAGGCGGUGGUUCGAGGAAUCAAUUUUAGUGUCAACCACCAAGAGUGUUUCGGCUUGUUAGGAUUUAACGAUGCGGGAAAAUCAACGAUCUACAAAAUGUUAAUAGGUCAAACUAAAAUGUCGGCUGGAAAAGCGGUGAUAUAUGGGCACGAGUUUACAAGAAAUCAAGAAAUGUUUGUAGGUAUGAUAGGAUAUUGUCCACAAAUUAACGGGCUGAGCGAUUUUAUGACCGGAAGACAAUAUCUGCAACUUCACGCGGCACUUCGCGGUGUUCCAUACGAGCACAUCAACGAUGAAGUAAACAAAUGGCUGGAUGUAUUAGACAUGUUGGACUUUGAGAAUUUGAAAAUCGCCCACUAUCCCUGGGGAAUUCAAAGAAAACUUUGCAUACUGCAAAGUCUUAUUGGCGAUUUGCCGAUGAUAUUUAUGGACGAGCCUUCUGCUGGGAUUGACAUAAUGACCAGACAUGCAAUCUGCGAAAUUCUGCAUCAGAUACGAGAGAUGGGGAGAUCUAUAUUAAUCACCACGCACAGCAUGCGAGAGGCAGAAGCGAUGUGUUUGCGUGUCGGCAUUAUGGUUAACGGCCAGUUUACCACAAUUGGAUCUUGCGAGCAUCUGAAGGCAAAGUAUGGCCGUAACUUUAUAUUGAAUAUUAAAAUAGUACCGGGAUACCAACUUGCGAAUCUCGAGAAGAUCAAGAAAAUCAUUGACGAAACUUUUCCAGCAAUAAAAUUCAAAGACAGUUAUUUGGGUGUUCUUAAAUACGAAUUGGAGAGCGGCAUUUUGUACAGUUAUGUGUUUGAUAAACUCGAAAAGUUAAGGCAGAGAUACGUGUGGAUCACAGACUAUUCAGUUACUCAACCGUCAAUGGACGAAGUAUUCCUGACUUUAGCAAAGCAGCAAAGGAAAUCUAAGAAAUUGACACUUUACGAGCGUCUACGUUCGUGGAUUAUACGUAUUAUGCGUCAAAUAUAAAUCAAUUUUGUUACCACAUAAUUCUUUGUAUAUAUAACU
Molecule: messenger RNA, 4197 nt
Organism: Temnothorax curvispinosus
Lineage: Eukaryota; Metazoa; Arthropoda; Insecta; Hymenoptera; Formicidae
Product: ATP-binding cassette sub-family A member 3-like
Exons: 25
Coding region: 1-4158 (1385 amino acids)
Biological process (GO): transmembrane transport; lipid transport
Cellular component (GO): intracellular membrane-bounded organelle; membrane
Molecular function (GO): lipid carrier activity; ABC-type transporter activity; ATP binding
Source: RefSeq, a predicted model, not a curated record